Messenger RNA from Papaver somniferum (opium poppy), 348 nucleotides. Its product is annotated as thionin-like protein 2. The transcript has a single exon. The record is from RefSeq and is a predicted model, not a curated record. The coding region runs from base 1 to 348 and encodes 115 amino acids. Lineage: Eukaryota; Viridiplantae; Streptophyta; Magnoliopsida; Ranunculales; Papaveraceae.
AUGGAAGGGAAAAAUGUGAAGAUGAUUUCUUUGAUGGUCAUAGUAAUGCUGGGAAUGUUCGUUGGGAAAAGUUCAGCAUUCAGCAAGGACUGCUUUGUAGGAUGUUUGGUGACAUGUGCUGUUACUCAUCCUAACAAGCAUAUUCUUGAAUGCCCAUUUACUUGCUUGAAGAAAUGCAUUUCCAAGAAGGGUCCUUCUAACAAGAUUGAGUCUCUCGGUGAUGAUCACUACUGCAAGCUUGGUUGUGCUACCGCUAACUGCAUCAGCAAAAGCACUCCUCAGAAUCCUCGUGGAGACCAAGUUGAACAUUGUGUUAAUUCUUACUGCGCUAAAAAAUGCACAAACUAA